Molecule: messenger RNA, 2720 nt
Organism: Nerophis lumbriciformis (worm pipefish)
Lineage: Eukaryota; Metazoa; Chordata; Actinopteri; Syngnathiformes; Syngnathidae
Product: lysosomal dipeptide transporter MFSD1-like
Biological process (GO): transmembrane transport
Molecular function (GO): transmembrane transporter activity
Source: RefSeq, a predicted model, not a curated record
UGUCACGCUGCAUCCACAUGCUUUGUAGAUCUGUUUUUUUUUUUAUCGUGCUGUUGACACGCAGUCAUCACAAUCGUAUCCUGUCAUGUCCACGAUAAAGAACACACAAUCAUGUGAAUGAACAGUUUUUGUGUUUGAGGUACAUGUCCCGAGCAUGGCUUUGAACGAACGCUAUCGCUUUUUGGUGCUGUUUUUCAACUGCCUGCUGUCGUUUGGCUCCUACUUCUGCUUUGACAUCCCCAGUGUUCUGCAGGAUCAGUUUCAAGGGAACCUGACAUGUCCCAAUGCGACAGUGAUCAAUGGGACGGUGGACUGUGUGGUGGGCUUGGGGAUGACCCCUCAGCAGUACAAUCUUCUCUAUGCUAUCUGUGCAUGGACGAAUGCAGUAGUGGUGAUCCUAGCUGGAUUCCUUAUUGACAAAUUGGGAAACCGCUUCGGGGUAUUCCUCUUCUCUUUCUUGUGCGUUUCGGGUUCCUCUUUGUUCGCCCUUGGUUCCCACUUCAGAGGAACUCCAUACCUGCUGCCACUCAUGCUCACAGGACGAUUUCUGUUCGGAUCCGGCAACGGAUCUCUGACCAUUGUUCAGAAUUGCAUCACUGCCUUCUGGUUCAAGGGGAAAGAACUGGCCUUCGCUUUUGGGCUGACAUUAACGUUCUCUCGCUUGGGAUCUGUGCUCAACUUCUUCUUUACGCAAAGGUUUGAAGAAAGUUUUGGCUUGCAGUGGACCCUGUGGGGAGGGGCCUUCUUGUGUGUGUUGGGCUUUACGUCUGCCAUCAUAGUCAGCACUCUGGACAAGGUGGGAACGAGGCAGCUGGGUCUUGAUGGUGCCAUCCAGGAGGAGUCUCACAAAGUGAGAAUUCAGGAUGUAAAACUGCUGUCGCUAAGAUACUGGCUGCUGGUUCUCACCAUCAUGUUCUUUUACAAUGGAAUCUUCCCCUUUGUUGCUGAUGCCAGUAAGUUCAUUCAAGAUAAAUACAAUGGUUACACUCACAAGGAGGCUGCUUACAUCGCAGGGGCCGUUUACGACAGCUCACUCGUCCUCUCUGCUGGCAUUGGCUUUGUUAUAGAUUGCGUGGGUCUCCGUGGGAUUUUUGCCAUGUUCUGUGCCAUCCUCGCUCUGCCCGUGUUUGGACUUCUAGCCUUCACAUUUGUCCCUCCUCUUGUCUGCACUAUUUGGCUUGGAGUCAUUUAUCCUUGUGCUUCUGUGAGCAUGUGGUCGUCUCUACCUCUCCUCGUGCCACAAGCCACCAUCGGCACAGCUUGGGGCCUCGCAAGUUCAGUCCACAUGUUUGGGGUUGGCGUCUCCAACCUUGUCGUGGGGCAGAUUUUAGGCACCAAGCCCAGUGACGCUAAGAUUCCACUGUGGCGCUGGCAGAGGAUGAUGAUCUUCAUGUUGGCCAAUACCGUCGGCUGCAUCGUCACCUCAGCGCUGCUCAACAUCAUCGAUCACAGACAGGGUGGGACACUGAACAAGAGGACAACAAAAGCAGGACAGUAUGAGAGAGAGUCUGACAGAGAGACACUCAAAGAGGAAAGUGAGGAUGAGGGAGAUGAAGCACUCCCAUCCCACUCCAUCAACUCAUGACUUCUCAAGUUGGAACUUUUCUCUUCACCUCCUUUUUGAUAACAAUAUUUUAUAUCAAAACCAGAAUAAUGUGGUUGCUUCUGAGUAUUUUUAGAUUUUUUUUGUUGCUAUUUAUACUGAAUCAUAUUUUUACUUGUUUACUUAGAAAAUGUAAUCCUAUUGUAACAAUUUGCCUAUAUUACAGAAAAUAUUAAUGAAAAAAGCAACUUUUUAAAUGACUGACUAACUCAAUGUCUUUUACUUAACUAUUUAAUGAUAUGUUUUUAUUGUUUUUUGGCAUUAUCAAUGAUUUUAUUGUUGAAAAAACAGCUACAUUUGCAUCACUGUAACUCUUACUGUAUAUAAAUGUUUUUCAAACUUUUUUUUACAGUACCUUACCACUUCAUAAAUAUUUUGCUUUGCAAGUGCAAUGUUGUUCUCUUAUCUAAGUAUGAUUUGGUUCAAAUAUGAAAUGGAACCUUUGUGCCAUCAGUUUAAGAAUUAAUGCACAUAUGCAAGAUAUACAAUAGAUACAGUAUCUUGCAAAUUCAAAUAAUGACUAUAUACAUUAAGGGGAAAAACAGUAGUGUAUGUAGUAAUAUAUUUUUAUCAUGUGUGCACAUAAUUAUUAUUAUUAUUAUUAUUGUCAUUAUUAUUAUUAUUAUUAUUAUUAUUAUUAUUCCAGUGUGUAUGUGCUUUAAUGUUGUAAUUAUACAGUAUUUUCACCAUUAUUUUUAUACAUAGCAACCACUAGGCGAAGCCAUGACGUUUGUUUAAACCAGGGCUAUUCAAAGUAUGGCAUAGUGAGCCUCCCCUGAAAGAACAUAAUUCAUUUGGGGCCUCCCCUGGAGGAGUUUUCCGCUCAUCUCUUCUAAUGUUACCCUCUCAUUAUAGGGACUAAAAAUCAAUUGCUUUUGCCUUUAAACAUAACUGACAAUAGCUUAGGAGGUUUGACAGCAAUAUUUUCUUAAUUUUUCUAAAGCUGCCGAAAUCUUAGCGUGGCCCUGAGGGGAGCAGUGCCUCGCAGUUUGAAAGCCCCUGGAUUAAAACUUAUAAGACUGCAAAAAAUGCAGAGGUUACAUCUCCUUGUUUUUUGAUGGCUGCUCAUCAGGCUGUUUACACGACAUCCAUCACGCUGUAUCACUUCAAGUGAAUA